Ricinus communis (castor bean) is the source of this 970-nucleotide messenger RNA. RefSeq names its product nudix hydrolase 25. NCBI's taxonomy places the organism in Eukaryota, Viridiplantae, Streptophyta, Magnoliopsida, Malpighiales, Euphorbiaceae. The transcript has 6 exons. Gene Ontology annotation, biological process: ribose phosphate metabolic process; nucleoside phosphate metabolic process. The record is from RefSeq and is a predicted model, not a curated record. Bases 263 to 811 code for a protein of 182 amino acids. Gene Ontology annotation, molecular function: guanosine-3',5'-bis(diphosphate) 3'-diphosphatase activity; bis(5'-adenosyl)-pentaphosphatase activity. Gene Ontology annotation, cellular component: chloroplast.
UUCCCUUUCACUUUGUAUAUAGAAAAAAAAAAAAAAGAGUCAGCCAUUUGUCACAGUCAGCGUCACUCAUUCCCAUAAAACCACCUUCUUUUUCUCUUCUUCUUCUUCUUCUUCUCUUUUUCUUUCCAACUGCGAAUCUCUCUCUUUACUAGCAUGCCAUAUUUAGUCGCCACUGAUUAAAGCUGCGGUAUAUAUUAUACCGCUGCAUUAAAUUUAACUAACAUCAAAGAAGAAAGGUGCUGCUGCUGCUACAGAUUACUCAAUGGAUGGUCUACCUGCUGGUUAUCGCCCCAAUGUUGGCGUCUGUCUCAUCAACUCUGAUAACCAGAUUUUUGUGGCUUCUAGAUUGAAUGUUCCAGGAGCGUGGCAGAUGCCUCAGGGUGGUAUUGAAGAUGAUGAGGAGCCUAGAUCUGCAGCCAUCAGGGAAUUGCGAGAAGAGACUGGAAUAGUGUCUGCAGAAAUUAUUUCUGAGGUACCAAAUUGGUUGACAUAUGAUUUUCCUCCAGCUGUCAAGGCCAAAGUAAACCGUCUCUGGGGAGGGGAAUGGCAUGGACAGGCACAGAAGUGGGUGAAACGAGUUCCGGAAAUUCACAGGUUUCUUAUGAGAUUGACAAAAGAUGAGAGCGAGAUAAACUUGGCAAAUGGUGCUGCGGAGCCAGAAUUUGCAGAGUGGAAAUGGGCGAGCCCUGAAGAAGUUGUUGAGCAGGCUGUGGACUACAAGAGGCCAACCUAUGAGGAAGUUGUGAAAACCUUCAGGCAUUACUUAAAUGAGACUGGAAUUGCAGCUAAAUGUAAAUCAUCAAAGUGGUGAAUGUUGGGAGCGUGCUUUUUGUAGGUCUUUUUUAUGUUUCUUAUAGUAUAAUGAAUCUGGGUUCAGUAGAACUUGUUCUGUACAUGGAUGUGGCAGUCGGGAUUUCAAAUUUAGAUGGUUAAUUGCUCAACUCUAAUAAAAUAUAUGUGUUCAAUCAAA